Schizosaccharomyces cryophilus OY26 is the source of this 1126-nucleotide messenger RNA. Its product is annotated as serine hydrolase. The coding region runs from base 35 to 937 and encodes 300 amino acids. The transcript has 4 exons. Gene Ontology annotation, cellular component: membrane. The record is from RefSeq and is a predicted model, not a curated record. Gene Ontology annotation, molecular function: lipase activity. NCBI's taxonomy places the organism in Eukaryota, Fungi, Ascomycota, Schizosaccharomycetes, Schizosaccharomycetales, Schizosaccharomycetaceae.
GAAGUAAAGAAGAGUAGUCGUUAGGUAGUUUAUUAUGGCAGAUCUCUACGUAAAGGAUUGGAAGAACACUAAGGGAGCUGCUGUAGCAAGACUUUUGUUCGUUCAUGGUUUUGGUGAACAUGUAGAUCUUUAUCCCGAAUUUUUUGAAUUCCUAAAUGAGCGAAAUAUUGAGGUAUUCUCUUUUGAUCAGAGAGGAUUUGGCUAUUCCAAACAGUCCCCGAAACAGCAAGGUUGUAGCGGUGGUUGGAAGCAACAACUCCCUGACAUAGACUACCAUGUACAGCGUGCAAGCGACACGAAUCUUCCUUUGUUUUUAAUGGGUCAUUCAAUGGGCGGUGGUUUGUCACUUCAAUACGGUAUUUCAGGAGCUCAUCGCAAUAAAUUGACGGGUGUCGUUGCUGCAGCCCCUAUGUUGCAAAGCCAUCCUGAUACAAAGCCUAAUUAUUUCGUAUAUAAAGCUCUUUCUGCAGUUAGCAAAGUGAUGCCAAAUUUUCAGUUUAAUACUAAGAUUAUGGAGACAAAGAAGGGCACCAGAAGCAAAGAAAUGAUGGACCGACUUUUCCAGGAUCCUCUUACGUCCUCUGUCGGCUCUCUAGAAACGUUGCGCGACCUUAUCAAUGGUGCUCAAAAAACACUUGAUGAAGCUAAUCAAUUCCAUUUGCCUCUUCUAAUCGCUCAUGGCACUGACGAUAAUAUCAACUUUUAUGAUGCGUCCAAGGAAUUUUAUGAGCAUGUUGGUACAACAGACAAAACUUUCCUGUCUCUUCCUGAUUGCCAGCAUGCACUUCACCUUGAGCAAGAGCCUGACAGGACAGACUAUCUAAAUCAAGUCUGUGAUUGGAUUCAUAAACGUGCAACCGCUGAAAAUCCUGUUCCUACAGCUACUACGUCCGCUCCUAAUGCCACUACUGCUUCUGAUGUGAAAUCUACCGCAUAAAUCGUUUACAACGGUUGAUUCCGCACACUGAACUGACUUUGCUUUUUAGUACUAAUGUAUGAAUGUCCCUAGUUUAUAUUAUGACUUCUAGAACUUCAACACAUUAAAUUUGUAUAAAUAAAUAAGAAGAAAAAAAAACCCCAUCCCAAAGAUUCAUUCACUUACAUCGUCCACAUCAUUAAUAUUCAG